AUGACGGCAGAUAUUAAAAUGAUGUUCAGACAAAUUUGGAUAGCCGAAGAAGACAGGGAUCUUCAGAGGAUUAUUUGGCGAUACGACCACGCAGAAUCGAUGCAGGUCUAUUCAUUGAAUACCGUAACAUAUGGAACUACUUGCGCACCUUUUUUAGCCAUGCGUUGUUUAAGACAUCUAGCAACCCAACAGGAAGCAAGAACGCGGAAGGCAGCAGCAGCAGCAUUACUUCAAGACUUUUAUAUGGACGAUGUACUAACAGGUGGUCACACAUUGAAACAAGCGAUCAAACUAAGGAGUGAGUUAUCAGAGUUACUUGAAGCAGCAGGAUUUACGCUUAGGAAGUGGAGAGCAAGUGACCCAAGAAUCGUACAGGGUCUCUCCGGAAGUAUCGAGAAAGAUUCCAUGAUGGUUUUGGAUGAUACGGUGCCUUCAAAGACGCUCGGGUUAUUAUGGGACUCAUCCAAUGACCAGAUACAAUAUUCAGUAAGUCUGACGGACAGUAAGCAAAAUACUAAACGCCUUAUUCUAUCGCAAAUUGCCAAGAUAUAUGACCCGUUAGGAUUAAUAGGUCCUGUGUUGAUCGUAGCCAAGAUAAUUAUGCAGAAUUUAUGGAAGCUAGAUAUUGGCUGGGAUGAUCCGGUUCCACCAGCCUUUUACGAAACAUGGAUUAAGUAUUAUGCUUCACUUGAAGCUCUUAAUCAGAUUCGGAUACCCAGAAGCUUCAAUCCACAAAACGGUAAGCAAUCAUUUACGCUUCAUGGAUUUGGAGACGCCUCUGAAAAAGCUUACGGCGCUAGUAUCUACUGUGUCUAUGAAUCGAAAGAGGGGCAACGCAAAUCUUAUCUCGUGUGUUCCAAAUCAAAGGUAGCACCUUUAAAGAUAAUUUCGUUACCUAAACUAGAGCUAUGCGCGGCACUUGUACUAGCUCGUUUGAUCGCAGCUGUAAUAAGAGCUAUAAAGCAUCCAAUAAAGGAAGUACAUCUAUGGAGUGACUCUACUAUAGUGCUCCGUUGGAUAGACACGUUUCCUCACAAGUUAAAGACAUAUUAUGCCAAUCGAGUCACGGAAAUACAUGAGCUCGUGCCAGAAGCAAAAUGGCAUCAUGUACCUUCGGCCCAGAAUCCUGCAGACAUGCUGUCAAGAGGAACUACAGUAGAUCAGCUGAAAUCAAGUAGCUUGUGGUGGAAUGGCCCUACAUGGCUCACCCAGGAGGAUCAGUGGCCUAAGAUAAAACCAAAUAUGCCAACUGAUAAUUUAAAACUAAGCGAGGAAAACGUCCUUGUAGCAGUUACGCCCCGACAGGAUAUUCUUCAGAGAUAUUCUUCUUUCAACAAACUCAAGAGGGUCAUAGCAUAUUGUUUGCGAUUCAGGGAUAUUCUAUCAAGUCAACGCCAUUUUGAUGCCUUAAAACCUGAAGAACUUAAGAGAGCAGAACUAGUUAUCAGCCACAUGGUGCAGGUUGAGCAGUUUCCGCAGGAGUUGUGUUCUUUACAGCAGGGAAAAGGAGUACCUGCUAAUAGUCAAUUAGCAGCGGUCAACCCUUUUUUAGAUGAAGAAGGAGUCAUCAGAGUAGGGGGCAGACUAAAACGCGCAGACAUCCCAUACGAUCAGAGACACCCGAUAGCUUUACCAGCGAGACAUCACAUCACAGAAAUUUUACUAAGAUAA
Cyphomyrmex costatus is the source of this 1671-nucleotide messenger RNA. RefSeq lists its product as uncharacterized. The coding region runs from base 1 to 1671 and encodes 556 amino acids. The transcript has a single exon. NCBI's taxonomy places the organism in Eukaryota, Metazoa, Arthropoda, Insecta, Hymenoptera, Formicidae. The record is from RefSeq and is a predicted model, not a curated record.